CCCGCAAUUUGCGAACUUCGGUGUUCGCGGGAGGCCCUCAGGGCGGAAUCGCAUGAGCGGCUAACGUUCAUUGGUGCUGGUUCAAUGUGUCGUUCCGUGGCCGUCGGGUAAGAAGUAAAAAGUGAACUCAUGUAAUGUCAUAUGUCCUAUUUUUUUUGUAACAGGUUCUUCGCGGUGCUGUACCCGCUGCGACUGCCUGCUGCCCGCAGGAGGAGCAAGCAAAUGUUGUACUGUGCGUGGGCUAUGGCCCUCGCUUGCAGUUUGCCUCAGAGCGUGGUGUUCAGCGUGAAACAGCAUCCAGUAGUCCCCGGAUUUUCCCAGUGUGUCUCCUUCGAAGCCUUCAGCUCACCAUACCAAGAGGUCGCAUACAACGUGUUCUGCUUGUGCGCGAUGUACUUUCUACCACUAGCUGUCAUCACCGCCUGCUACGUGCGCAUCUUUGCUGAGAUACACCACAGCAGCAAGGAGAUUGAAGGCAGUCGUCGCGCCGGCGGGCCGGUGCGCCUGCGUCGCUCGGACCGGCGCGUGCUGCAGCGGGCAAGACGCCGCACGCUGAGAAUGACCGUCACCAUUGUUAGCGUGUUCGCGUUGUGCUGGCUGCCCUACGCCACCAUGUGCAUGUGGUGGAUGGUAGACCGGGACUCAGCACGCCAGAUCCCCAGCCGCGUCCAAGGCCUGCUGUUUGCCAUGGCCGUCUCCAACUCCUGCAUGAACCCGCUGGUCUACGGCUCCUACCGCCUCAACUUCAGGAGUAUGGCGCGAAGGUUCUGCAAGGGAUGUUGUAUAGCCACCAGCGCUUCUGAUACCAUAGGCAAUUCCGCGGCUUCAAGUUCGAUGAAGAGGAAUAUUAAUCUGGAGGCGCCCCUUGUGAUAAAGGUAAUUAUUAGUCUUAAUUCUAAUCUUUGAUCUGCAUAACUAAGAAACUUUCCAGACGGUGUUAAGAUUGUUUAAUGAAAAGUGUACCUUAAAGAUGCACAGUUUAACUCAUACUGUAUAAG
This is a messenger RNA of Cydia pomonella (codling moth), 998 nucleotides long. It is a transcript of the gene NGR-A29, whose product is annotated as adipokinetic hormone/corazonin-related peptide receptor variant I-like. Gene Ontology annotation, biological process: G protein-coupled receptor signaling pathway. Bases 142 to 906 code for a protein of 254 amino acids. Lineage: Eukaryota; Metazoa; Arthropoda; Insecta; Lepidoptera; Tortricidae. Gene Ontology annotation, cellular component: membrane. The record is from RefSeq and is a predicted model, not a curated record. The transcript has 6 exons. Gene Ontology annotation, molecular function: G protein-coupled receptor activity; peptide binding.